AUGAUAUUCUUUACCUGCAGAAACAACAACGUCACAGUAAACAAGUGCCCCAAUUACAUAGACUGUGCCAGAAAGGGGCGGCACUUUUGCAAGCCUGGCUCCUCCCACUGUGGCCCCUGCCUCUCCCCAUUGGAGAAAGAUAAAGCGGGACAUUGUGUUGCUCCCAGGACACACUUUCUCCAGCACCACCACCAAGCCUCUCAUCCUGACGUCGAUGAAGAAAUCGACUAUCUGUCCUCCGUCAUUUCCAAGCAGCAAAUGUCAGAAAUCAAACAGCCAGACUCUCGCUCACAGUCUCCUCUGCAAUCCCAGUCAGAAUCGAAGCAGAAGAGUCUGCACAAACCCCCGACUGUAGAACCAACGACCAGUGGCCCAUCCACACCAACACACCAGACCCCUAAAUCGGUCACAAACUCGUCCGACCGCCACGGGCCGAUCAUCUCCCCUCACUCCUCCAGAGACAGCCUGCUAGUCUUGAUGAUCUCUUUAUGCAUUAUUGUGGGGUCCAUGGCGCUCAUCAUCGCUGCUGUCUGCUGGGUCAGGCUACAGAGAGAAACUCAUCUGACUGAGAAAGUUGAUUACCCUGCGUUUCAUGCUGCUGGUCCCAGUCAUAAUCAUACUUCAUCUGGGGAUAAAACCCUGGCUCACAGUGCUCAGAUGUAUCAUUACCAGCAUCAGAAACAACAGAUGCUCUCAAUGGAGAAACAUAAAGCAGAACCUAAAGUCUCGGAGUCUGGGGCCACAUCAGAUGAGGAGAAUGAAGUGGGAGAUUUCACUGUGUACGAGUGCCCUGGACUGGCACCGACUGGAGAGAUGGAGGUGAAAAACCCACUGUUUGACGACUCCGCCUUACACUCCCAGAAAAAUCACAAGUGACCUGGACACACACACACCUGCAUACUUUUAGAAUAGGUCUAACACACCUAAAAGCAUUCCUCCAUAG
Molecule: messenger RNA, 943 nt
Organism: Sinocyclocheilus grahami
Lineage: Eukaryota; Metazoa; Chordata; Actinopteri; Cypriniformes; Cyprinidae
Product: neural proliferation differentiation and control protein 1-like
Exons: 9
Coding region: 1-876 (291 amino acids)
Cellular component (GO): membrane
Source: RefSeq, a predicted model, not a curated record